Messenger RNA from Trichomycterus rosablanca, 4177 nucleotides. RefSeq names its product SWI/SNF related, matrix associated, actin dependent regulator of chromatin, subfamily a, member 1 (gene smarca1). The coding region runs from base 241 to 3297 and encodes 1018 amino acids. Gene Ontology annotation, cellular component: chromatin; nucleus. Gene Ontology annotation, molecular function: nucleosome binding; ATP binding; DNA binding. The transcript is spliced from 24 exons. The record is from RefSeq and is a predicted model, not a curated record. NCBI's taxonomy places the organism in Eukaryota, Metazoa, Chordata, Actinopteri, Siluriformes, Trichomycteridae. Gene Ontology annotation, biological process: nucleosome organization; regulation of transcription by RNA polymerase II.
AACGAUACUCGGUAAAUAUCGGUAAGUAAACCGCUGUAGUAUGGUUAGGUUUGUUUUCGUCGCAGCUGCAUUUGAAAGUAUCGCGAUGUUUGAUGACUGAGAUCUCGCGAGACGUGGUGACAGAAGGGGGGCGUAUGCCUGACAUGUCGACUGUGAUAUUGACGUAUUUGUUUAAUUUUAAUGUUUAAACUUCAUUUCUGCACUUUUUGGUGGAUAAAACGUUUCAUUCGGUUAUAAAAAAUGUCUGAUGACGAGAAGCCGAGCACUUCAACAGCGCGGGAGGUCGAAAAAGAGCAAAAAGAGCAGGAUCAGCCGUUUCAGCUCAGGCUUCCUCCGAAAGUAUCAGUGAAGGAUGGCAGAGUGGAUCCUGAGUAUGAACAGAAAAGAAGGCUGGACGAGGCGAACCGGUUUGAGUAUUUGCUGCAGCAGACCGAGCUCUUCGCUCACUUUGUUAAGCCGGCGGGGGUGAAAUCACCCACCUCUCCUCUACAGCUGAAGGCCGGCCGACCUCGCACCAGACCGGACGAGAGACAGAGCCUGCUGUCCGUAGCCGAUAAUCGACAUCGGCGUACGGAGCAGGAGGAAGACGAGGAGCUUCUGUCGGAAAGCAGAAAAGCUGCUAAUAUUCUGGUCCGAUUCGAGGAGUCGCCAUCAUAUGUGAAGAACGGAGCUCUGAGGGAUUAUCAGGUUAGAGGACUGAACUGGAUGAUUUCUCUCUAUGAGAACGGCAUCAACGGAAUCCUGGCUGAUGAAAUGGGUUUGGGUAAAACUCUGCAGACCAUCGCGCUGCUGGGGUACCUGAAGCACUACCGGAACAUUCCGGGCCCCCACAUGGUGCUGGUACCCAAAUCAACUCUGCACAACUGGAUGAACGAGUUCAAGCGCUGGGUUCCUUCGCUCAAAGCCGUCUGCCUCAUCGGAGACAAAAACGCCCGGGCGGCAUUCAUCCGCAACGUGAUGAUGCCGGGCGAGUGGGACGUGUGCGUGACGUCGUACGAGAUGGUGAUCCGGGAAAAGUCCGUCUUUAAGAAGUUUAACUGGAGGUACCUGGUCAUCGACGAGGCUCAUCGCAUCAAAAACGAGAAGUCGAAGCUGUCGGAGAUCGUUCGCGAGUUUAAGACGACGAAUCGGCUCUUACUGACGGGAACGCCGUUACAGAACAACCUGCACGAGCUCUGGUCCCUGCUCAACUUCCUGCUGCCCGACGUCUUUAACUCCGCCUCCGACUUUGAUUCGUGGUUCGACACUAACAACUGUCUGGGAGAUCAGAAGCUGGUGGAGAGACUGCACAUAGUGCUGCGUCCGUUCCUGCUGCGUCGUAUCAAACAGGACGUGGAGAAGAGUCUUCCUCCAAAGAAGGAAGUAAAGAUCUACCUGGGACUGAGUAAAAUGCAGAGGGAAUGGUACACACGUAUCCUGAUGAAGGACAUCGACAUCCUGAACUCGGCAGGUAAGAUGGAUAAGAUGCGCCUGUUGAACAUCCUGAUGCAGCUGAGGAAGUGCUGUAAUCACCCGUACCUGUUCGACGGAGCCGAGCCGGGCCCGCCCUACACCACCGACACCCACCUGGUCACCAACAGCGGCAAGAUGCUCCUCCUGGACAAGCUGCUGCCCAAACUCCACGAGCAGGAUUCUCGCGUGCUGAUUUUCAGUCAGAUGACGCGUGUGUUGGACAUUCUGGAGGACUACUGCAUGUGGAGAGGAUUCGAGUACUGCAGACUGGACGGAAACACACCACAUGAAGACAGACAGGAAGCGAUCGAGACGUUCAACGCUCCGAACAGCUCAAAGUUCAUCUUCAUGUUGAGCACCCGCGCGGGAGGACUGGGCAUCAACCUGGCAACCGCCGACGUCGUCAUACUGUACGACUCGGACUGGAACCCGCAGGUGGACCUGCAGGCCAUGGAUCGAGCGCACAGAAUCGGCCAGAAGAAGCCGGUUCGAGUGUUCAGACUCAUUACUGACAACACGGUGGAGGAGAGGAUCGUGGAGAGAGCCGAGAUGAAGCUACGCCUCGAUUCUAUAGUCAUACAGCAAGGUCGUCUGAUCGAGCAGCAGAACAAGCUGGGGAAGGACGAGAUGCUGCAGAUGAUCAGACACGGCGCGACGCACGUCUUCGCCUCUAAGGACAGUGAGCUGACCGACGAGGACAUCGACUCCAUCCUGCAGAGAGGAGCCAAAAAGACCGCAGAGAUGAAGGAGCGGAUGCAGAAGCUUGGUGAAAGCUCUCUGAGAACCUUCACCAUGGAUACGGGCGCUACAGAGACCAGCCUGUACAAGUUUGAGGGUGAGGAUUACCGAGAAAAACAGAAGCUGAACAUGAUGGAGUGGAUCGAGCCGCCGAAGCGAGAGAGGAAAGCAAACUACGCCGUGGACGCCUACUUCAGAGAGGCGCUCCGAGUCUCCGAACCCAGAGCUCCAAAAGCUCCUCGACCCCCUAAGCAGCCCAACAUUCAGGAUUUCCAGUUUUUCCCACCACGUCUGUUCGAGCUGCUGGAGAUGGAGAUCCUGCACUACAGAAAGACCAUCGGAUACAAGGUCCCGAAGCCUUCCGACGUCCCGAACGCUGCUCAGGUGCAGAGAGAGGAACAGAGGAAGAUCGAUGAAGCAGAACCCCUCACGCCCGAGGAGAACGAGGAGAAAGAGAAGCUGCUCACACAGGGAUUCACGAACUGGAACAAGCGCGACUUUAACCAGUUCAUCAAAGCGAACGAGAAGUACGGCCGAGACGACAUCGACAGCAUCGCCCGCGAGGUGGAGGGUAAAACUCCCGAAGAGGUGAUCGAGUAUUCAGCGGUGUUCUGGGAGCGCUGCAAUGAGCUGCAGGACGUGGAGAGGAUCAUGGCUCAGAUCGAAAGAGGAGAAGCUCGAAUCCAGAGACGCAUCAGCAUCAAAAAAGCGCUGGACCUGAAGAUAGCGCGCUAUAAAGCUCCCUUCCACCAGCUGAGGAUCCAGUACGGUACGAACAAAGGAAAGAACUACACCGAGGAGGAGGACCGUUUUUUGACCUGCAUGCUGCACAAGGUAGGAUUCGAUAAGGAGAACGUGUACGAGGAACUGCGCCAGUGCGUGAGGAACACUCCACAGUUCCGCUUCGACUGGUUCAUCAAGUCCAGAACCGCCAUGGAGCUGCAGAGACGCUGUAACACUCUCAUCUCUCUGAUCGAGAAAGAAAACCUGGAGAUCGAGGAGAAAGAAAAAGCUGAGAAAAAGAAAAGAACAUCCAAAACAGACGCACGUAAUAAGAGGAAAGCUGAAAUGUUGUCAGACAGGAAGGACAAAAAAGCCAAAACCUGAUUUUGUUGUUUAGAGAUUUUAUAUUUCACUUCUUUCUUACCAAGCAGCUACACACCAAACUAAUUCUGACUGUUCAUCAUCGUCAUCAGCAAAAAAGAGAAGAUAUUAUUAUACAAAACAAAUGUGUGUGUUUCUUUGUGCUUUAUUGCGUUAGAUGUUUUUGUUAGCUUUGCAUUUUAACAGGUUAAAAAAAAAGAAAUCGUUUUAUGUUUUAUAAAAAAUUGUGCUUUGAUGUUACUGAUGUUUAAUGAUAAAAAAAGUCUUUUUGUUCUUGUUAAAGUCGCAUGUGUACGUCUAGUUCUCUCUCAAAUAUCUAAACGUUCACUUGCGCACUUUUUUACUCUUGUAUUCUGUAAUUUUAUUCUCGAAACUUUUUCUCAGACCAGAAAAGAUUAGGAUUAUUUAUGCAAGACAAUCAAUUCAAUUCAAAAAGACAGAUUUUAAAAGCCAGUAUCACAUUUAUAACAACACAAAAGAUUCAGCGAGAGCUACAAUAGUAAAAUUUACAAUGUGAUGUUUUAACAAUGUGGCAGCUAGCGCAAGUUAAUAGACACAACACCAAUGUUUAUUGUUUAAUGUUUUAUUGACAAAAAAUAGCCCAAAUGUGCUUUGUUAAGGCAUAAUUUUACUUAUUAUUAGCACAUCUAUCAGGAAAAUGUGUAUAUCUAACAAUGGAUUUCAAUUUUAAUAUUAAUUAUUAUUCAUUAGUGUUGGAUUUAACUCAUUUAGGCUCAUUCAUACUUUGAAUUUACUGGUAUCAUAAACUAAUCCGGAUCUUUUCUGCACUGAGAUGAGGUUUUUAAUGUUAAUGUACAAAUUUAAUACAAAUUGUUCAUCUUUGUAUCUCCAAGUUUAGUGUUAUUAAAAAAAGAGACCACAA